Nematocida minor is the source of this 1299-nucleotide messenger RNA. Its product is annotated as 26S proteasome regulatory subunit T2. Gene Ontology annotation, cellular component: proteasome regulatory particle, base subcomplex. The transcript has a single exon. Lineage: Eukaryota; Fungi; Microsporidia. The record is from RefSeq and is a predicted model, not a curated record. Gene Ontology annotation, biological process: proteasome-mediated ubiquitin-dependent protein catabolic process. Gene Ontology annotation, molecular function: ATP hydrolysis activity; ATP binding; proteasome-activating activity. Bases 1 to 1299 code for a protein of 432 amino acids.
AUGGGACAGCAGCAAUCUUCACCAGGAGGGUCUUCACAGCCUCCAAAAGACCCGCAAGAGAAGAACUUGAAUCUAAAGAAAAAGAAGAGACUUAGAGGCCCUGAAACGCUUUCCAAGUUACCCCAGGUACUCCCGCAAACCAAAUGCAUGCUCAGACAGUUGAAGCUAGAGAAAAUAAGAAACUAUCUUGUGCUGGAAGACGGCAUACUCUCGUACCAGGCAGCCACGAACAAAGAAGGCGAAGGCACUUUUACUUCUGAAAGAGCCGCAGUCGACAAAUUCAGAGGGUAUCCCAUGAACUUAGGAACUCUUGAAGAGUUCAUUGAUGAAUCACACGCCAUUGUCAGCACAAGCUCAGGCCAGGAGUACUAUGUGCCCAUUUACUCGUUCGUAGAUAAGGACUCUCUUGAGCCAGGAUGCACUGUCCUGUUAAACCACAGAGAAAGCGGGGUAGUAGGCGUGCUGGAAGGAGAAACUGAUCCUCUGGUUAGUGUGAUGAAGUUGGAGAAAGCCCCAGUGGAGACAUACGCAGACAUUGGAGGACUAGAAGUGCAGAUACAGGAAAUAAAAGAGGCCGUUGAGCUGCCGCUGACUAACCCCGAGCUGUAUGAUGAAAUGGGAAUAAAGCCGCCAAAGGGCGUAAUUCUGUACGGGGAGCCGGGAACAGGGAAGACUUUGCUCGCUAAGGCAGUGGCUAACCAGACAUCAGCGACCUUUUUGAGAAUAGUUGGCUCAGAGCUGAUACAGAAAUAUCUGGGAGAGGGUCCCAAGCUCGUUAGAGAGCUGUUCAAGGCAGCAGAGAUGUACGCCCCUACGAUAAUAUUCAUUGAUGAAAUAGACGCGAUCGGAGCGAAGAGAUACGACACUAACUCCAACGGAGAGAAAGAGAUAGAAAGAACUAUGCUGGAGCUACUUAAUCAGCUGGAUGGAUUUGACACGUCGUCUGAUAUUAAGGUGAUCAUGGCUACUAACAGGAUAGAAAGCCUGGAUCCUGCGUUGAUCAGACCGGGCCGUAUUGAUAGAAAAAUAGAGUUCCCUGUGCCUGAUAUCCAGACAAAGAGAAAGAUAUUUGGCAUACACACAACGAGAAUGACUCUUUCGAGUGAUGUUGUGCUAGACGACAUGAUAGGCACGAAUGAAGACCUAAGCGGGGCAGACAUCAAAGCCAUCUGCACGGAAGCAGGCAUGCUGGCUCUGAGAGAGAGAAGGAAACAGGUUACCAUGCAGGACUUUGCAAAGGCCAAGGAAAAGGUGCAGGCAACCAAGCUCGAAACCAUUCCCACGUCGUUAUACGCAUAG